CAGUCUGCAGGAUAUCAGACGACAGAAGCUGUCUGUCGAACAUGUUCACUCUGGAAAACACUACAAUGGGAAGAAACAACAAGAAGGAUGGAUAAAUUAAGUGUUGUUACCCCGCCAACUUCGUUUACGUGGAUUGGCUGAUAUUUAACAAAGAUAAUUACGCACUGAGCAGCAAAUUAACUAGGCUUUAUUGAUGUUGACUGGAAGCAAGCAUAUGAUGCUGCCCUGGAAGAAGAAUAAGUUCGACCUGAUCGAGGAAGACAAGCAGUCCAAGCAGCAGAAGGGCUAUGCCGUGAGCCUCAACUACUCGGCGCUCACCUCCUUCGCUAAGUCGUGCCCGGAGAGCGCCCUCAACCGGGUGGGCAGCAUGUUCAAGUCCAAGAGGAAAAAGGUGAAGAUCACCAGCGAGGACCCCACUUACACGGUGCUGUACCUGGGCAACGCGACCACAAUCCAAUCCAAGGGAGAGGGCUGCACGGACGUUGCUGUGAGCAAGAUCUGGGGCAAGAGCGAGAUGGGCAAGAACGGCACCAAGAUGAAGCUGACGGUGAGCUCGCAGGGCAUCCGUAUGGUGCACGUGGACGACAAGGCACGGAGACCUGGACAUUUGUAUCUGCUUCACCGGAUAACGUAUUGCGUGGCCGACCCGAGGCUACCCAGGAUCUUCGCGUGGGUGUACAGGCACGAGAUGAAGCACAAGGCAGUGAUGCUGAGGUGCCACGCGGUGCUGGUGUCCAAGCCGGAGAAGGCGAAGGCCAUGGCGCUGCUCCUGUACCAGACCUCGGCCACGGCCCUGGCCGAGUUCAAGAGACUGAAGCGCCGGGACGACGCCAGGCACCAGCAGCAGCAGCUGAUCGGGGAGCAGACCAUCCCACUGGUGCCCCUGCGGAAGCUUCUGAACGGACAGUGUUACUACAAACCCCCGGUGGAGCGCAGUCGGAGCGCGCCAAAGCUGGGCUCCAUCACGGAGGACUUGGUGGGCGAAGAGGAGGAGGAGAAGGCGAUGCAUUUUGAGUGCGAGGACAUUCUGGACACGGAGGAUGAUUGCGUGGACAAUGGCAAACAGGAGUUGUCGCAGAUGAUCAACGACCUGGGGGAGAUGUGCAUAGGGAACGACGUGCAAACACUGAAGGCUGACCUGCGGGUCACCAGGCUGCUGUCCGGGGAGAGCACGGGCAGCGAGUCGUCGAUAGAGAGCAACCAGGAGACGAACCAUUUCACGCAUGGAUUCGAGGAGUCAAAGGUCCACGAAAUUGCGUAAAAAGAGACUUGGGCUACCCGUUUAUGGAGACAUUUGAGUCUCCGUGAUGACAUUUUCGUUUGUUGCUUUUCCACUAUGUUCUGUGCCUCGACAACUUGAAGAAAAGGAUCAAAGACCUGAAUGGUCAAUAACCAGCAGUUAAACACAGUGCAUGUCUGUUCGAGAGAUUACGGAUGAAACCCAUAUAUGGGCGCGUCCGUUGCGUGCGUCUGCUCUACACUAAUUCCACCUCUUUUAAUUAAGAGGAUUUGUAUUAGGUUAAAACUUGUUUACCCAACCUGGCUCUCUGGUAGCAACGUUGAUAUUGUGUUCAAUGACUCAAACCCUCAACUUCAAUCAAGACACUCGAUUGUUAAAGAACGGUCUCCAACGGAUUCAGUUCUUCCUAUAAGACAUUGUUAAUUGACAUGCCGAGGGGCUUUUACGUUAACUUUUCUUUUUUGCACUGUUGUGGAAUUAAGUCGAGUACUAGGCUUUGUGUUUGCCCUGUAAUAACUCCUCGCGGAAUGUUGUCAUAAACAUGAACGUCAUAUCUUUGCUGUGCAAAAGAAAAACAACCUAAUGUAUUUAGAUGUACAAAGUCAGAUUCAUGAGUAUAUACAUAUUUGUUAUUUUUUUGAAGAAGAGAAACGGUUUAUGUCAACCUCACAAAAUGACAAAUAAAAAACGAAAUGAGAAAUAUAA
Messenger RNA from Gadus macrocephalus (Pacific cod), 1945 nucleotides. It is a transcript of the gene fam43a, whose product is annotated as family with sequence similarity 43 member A. The coding region runs from base 194 to 1261 and encodes 355 amino acids. The record is from RefSeq and is a predicted model, not a curated record. The transcript has a single exon. NCBI's taxonomy places the organism in Eukaryota, Metazoa, Chordata, Actinopteri, Gadiformes, Gadidae.